CGAUUGUUGCUUUAAAAGGUUCAGUGGAUUUACACCAACACGUUAUCGUCAAACGUACAUAAAGGUUGACGUCACUUAGUCCAAAGUGGCGCGUAAAACGGUAAAACGCCGUCUGGUCUCAAAGUCAAAAGUCAACACUUCAUACCAAAAUGAAAAUUUCGAACCAAAAUAGAGAACAGAGAAUCUUCUUAGUUCCCUCCAUAACACAGAGCCCUUUUUUCAAGUUUCAUGAUUUUAGAACAAUUCUCAAAAUCCCUCCACAAAAUGAAAACAUCAAAAAUCAAAUCUCAGAUCCGUCACUUCCAAAUCUGGUUCAAAGUCCCUCCUAUUCACAUUCUUCAUAUACCGUUCCUCCUUCUAUCCUCAAUCCACCUCUAUCUCUCUCUCUCUUUCUCCGACUCUUCUCUCUUCCUCUCUCUGCUACAUCAAUGGCCGCUUUUGAUUUAAAGCCUCAAAACGACAACAAAGAGAAUAUCCCACCUUCAAACAUGGCCACGAUAUCUGCCAAGCCUCUGGAUUCAUCUUCAUCCAUUGAUAAAGACAAAACCCAAAUCAGAAUAAGAAGAAAGAGAUCUAGGCAGCCACUUCGAGAUAUCACCAAUCUCUUUGUUUCGUCAUCAACAUUGUCCUCUUCGUUUGUGAUUCGUCACGUUCCCUCUUCGCCAUCACUAUCACUUGAUCCCAAAUGCAUGAAGAGAAGAUCUGGUGUUGUUGGUCUCAAGGCUGCUGCUACUUCUUCGACCUUCUCUUGUAAAAAAUUUAGAUGAUUUUCUUUUGUUUUUCGGAAAUUGUUGUUAAUCCUCUAGAUGGGUUCUUUUCCAUUUAUGAAAUCUGUAUCAGAAUUUGUAUUAUGGGGUAUUUUAUCAAUACCCUGUCACGCAUUCAUGUACCGACACAAAAUUUAUUUCCAUGAGUAUAC
This is a messenger RNA of Camelina sativa (false flax), 919 nucleotides long. The record is from RefSeq and is a predicted model, not a curated record. NCBI's taxonomy places the organism in Eukaryota, Viridiplantae, Streptophyta, Magnoliopsida, Brassicales, Brassicaceae.